AUGUGCUCACCUGUGGACUUGCUUGUUGUUUACGCAGACCGACGGCAACUAUCCUUCGUCGAGUUCCAUCUACUCAAUCAACGCGCAAUCUUUCGACGUGGUGGUAACCACGCCGCGCACCUCGGACAAACCCUCGCUGCAACCUGGUUCAUCGAAUCAGUUGCUCAAUCGCUUUGCGAUUCUUCCCAAGAGCUGCCGCGACGCUUCAAAACUGAAGCCUCCAAGAUGGACCCACCUCCAAACGAUGGCAUUUGUGCCAUUUUUGUCCACGCCGGGGCUGGCUUCCAUAACCUCGAGAAUGAACACAAGCAUUUGGGAGCCUGUGAUUCGGCUACCACUGCCGCCAUGGCGUUCUUGAAGGCCGGCGGUACUGCUGUCGACGCCGUCGAAGUCGCCUUGACGGUGCUCGAGGACAAUCCGAUCACAAACGCCGGAUAUGGCAGCAACUUGAACCAUAAUGGCAUAGUUGAGUGUGAUGCCUCGAUUGUCGACCAUCGAGGAAAAAGUGGGGCUGUCGGCGCUGUGCCCAACGUGAAGAACCCAAUCGCGCUCGCCCGAAAGAUUUAUGACAAAUCCAACAAAGACAUGGGCCAAUCGAGAGUGCCUCCCAACUUCAUUAUCGGAGAAGGCGCCAGAGACUUUGCGUGGGAAAAUGGGAUCAUCGUCUUGCCACACGAUGACAUGACUCACCCCGCCGCGCGUCUACGUUGGAAAUCAUGGAAAGAGGAAGUUAACGAUCACGAGCGUGUCAAAGGCAGCCAGGAUGCUGAUCCCUGGCUUCGUCGGCCUUUGACCCCGAUGGGGACUCGCCUUGAGCGCCUUGCAAAACGCGAGAGUCUUGCUGCAGCUGAUCAUGAAGCAAAUGAGGAGUACAUGUCCGACUUGCUCGUAAGUAACCCUGGAGGACAUGCCACCGUCGCGAAGAUUGCCUCCUCAUCGUCUCGCGAUGGCAGCCCCGAUAUCGAGACCGAUACCGAGACUGAGCGCAGCACCAGCGACCAAGAGGAUGUUGAUAUGAUCUCAGACACCAUUGGUGCCAUUGCUAUUGACAGAUGGGGAAACAUUGCCGCAGGAUCUUCUUCUGGUGGCAUAGGCAUGAAGCACCGUGGCCGAGUUGGACCUGCGGCUCUUAUUGGCAUUGGUACUCACGUCGUCCCAGUAGAUCCAACUGACCCAGACGGGACCACAGUUGCAUGCGUCACAUCCGGAACCGGAGAGCUUAUUGCUUCGGCGUUCGUGGCUUACACCCUCUCGCAGCGCAUUUAUUUCAGCCAGAAGAAGUGUGAGAACGGCAGAUUUGAGCAGGAAGUGGACCAAGUAGUCAUCUCUGAGUAUUUCAAGAAUGAGUUUACCAACUUCCCUGCCGUGGACGACAGCUUUCUCUUUGGCUCUCUCGGAGCAAUGGUGGUGAGAAAAGACAACGAUGGCAUUGAGCUUUUCUUUGCCCACAACACCCAAUCUUUCGCCAUCGGCUCCAUGUCCAGCAACCAAGAGAAGCCUGUGUGUGUGAUGUCCCGUGGUACCCGAGGAAGCAUCAUGCAGGGAGGUGCUCGAGUCCGCUUCUAA
This is a messenger RNA of Penicillium arizonense, 1566 nucleotides long. Its product is annotated as threonine aspartase 1. Gene Ontology annotation, molecular function: threonine-type endopeptidase activity. The coding region runs from base 1 to 1566 and encodes 521 amino acids. The record is from RefSeq and is a predicted model, not a curated record. The transcript is spliced from 6 exons. Lineage: Eukaryota; Fungi; Ascomycota; Eurotiomycetes; Eurotiales; Aspergillaceae. Gene Ontology annotation, biological process: protein maturation.